GAUAUAUGAUAACUAUUAAACAGUCACUUUUAUUUUAUUUUUAUUUAUGUAGACACAGUUCGUAAAAAUAAAGUAAAUGUAUACAGUUCUCUGUCUGCAAACCAAAGUAACACUGGACACUUGUGUGGAAACACAACACCAAAUAGUCCGCUCAUAACACAUCUGAUGUGCGACGACACCUCUAGAUACAUCACUCUCUACAGAAACACAGGACGUGGUAACUCAUUAAUGGACUUCUGUGAAGUUGAAGUAUAUGUUUGUGAUGCUGGCACGUUCGGUGAUGACUGUAGCCAGUUCUGUCACUGUCGAGACGGAUCGUAUAACUACACAACUGGAAACUGUACGGGAGGAUGUAUGACAAACUGGACUGGGACGUCAUGCAAUACCUGUGAUUCCAGUCACUAUGGUGAACUAUGUAGUGAAGACUGUUCCAGUAGACAUUGUAAAGGAAACUCCACGUGUGACAACUCUGGACAGUGUAACAAUGGCUGCUCAGCAGGAUGGCUGGGGAUAUUUUGCAAUGCAAAAUGUCCAAAUGAUCGAUAUGGACAGAUAUGCAAUAGUACCUGCAAUGACAGACAUUGUCGUGAAAACUCUGGCUGUAAUCACGUGACUGGAAGGUGUGUCGGUGGCUGUGACAGAGGAUAUCAUUCAGUUGACUGUACAAUGUCAUGUCAGACUACCUACGGAUUUAACUGUAACAAGUCUUGUGAUGCCAGACACUGUCUUGGUAGAAAGGACUGUGAUGUGUUUUAUGGAAACUGUACAGGUGGUUGUCAAGCUGGGUGGGAGUUACCUGACUGCACAACUGAGUGUCAAGGUGGUACAUUUGGAUCCGGGUGUAAGGCAAAGUGUAGUGAACGACACUGUAAAGGAGACAGCUCAUCUUGUGAUGUAAAGAAUGGAACAUGCCAACAUGGCUGUCAGCCGGGAUGGAAGAGUCCAAGUUGUAAUAUACCAUGUGACAGUGAUACAUAUGGCGCUGACUGUACAUUCCAGUGUACACAAAGACAUUGCAAAGAGAGUACGUCCAGCUGCAAUCACGUGACUGGUUCUUGUGAGGGUCCCUGUCAGAAUGGAUGGUUGGGGAUCGACUGUACAGGAUGUGAUGGGAAAUAUGGCCCAAACUGUUCAUUAACAUGUGUUGCCAGACACUGUAAAGACAACAAGGCACCGUGUGAUCACAUGACCGGAUCUUGUAAAGGAGAAUGUCUGCCUGGUUGGCAAAGUGCUACAUGUACUGACAAGUGCAGUAGCGAGACCUAUGGCAAUAACUGUGAAAUGCUGUGUUCAAACAGACAAUGCAGAUACAUGAAAUCUUGUCACCAUGAGACUGGUCAGUGUGAAGGCGACUGUGCAUCAGGAUGGACAGGAACAACCUGUUCGAAAGUUCUAGUGAGUGCAGCGUCGACUGGAAAAAAAUCAGUUGGUUUUCCAGUCAUACCUGUAGCUGGAGGCAUUGGUGCUGCAGUAGUUGUCAUCGUUGUGAUUAUCAUCAUCAUCAUCGUAGUCUUCAGGAGACGAAAACCGAAACAAAAGAGUUCUGUUGAGAAUACAGCCUCCCCAGAAAACAUUGGGAAACCUCAAGAAAUAACACGAGGCGCACCCGACGGCUCUGUCUACGUCAAUAUUGGAGAAUCUGCAAAACCUUCAACAAAAAAGCUUGUAACAAAGGAAACCGACUCCAUUCACUUAGUACCAGCAAUAAAUACUGGUAACAUAGUAUCAGUCGUAAACGCUGGUUACAUAGAAUCAGUCAUAAACAGCGCUGACGUCAACACUGGUGACGUAGUGUCAAUUGAAAGCACUGGUGAUGUAGAGCCAAUCAUAAUCAGCGCUGACAUUGCACCAGUGGUCGAUCAAAGAGAGCCUGAAGACCAACAGGCUAAUGAGGAUGAAGAGGCGGUCCAGGAUCCUAAUACAUAUUACAAUGAUGUCCAGCCGGGUCCGCCUCCGUUCAAAAUGCCGGAAGAAGCUUUUGACGUCUCAGAACUUGAAGGUAUCAUAGAGAGCAUCAGGAGACAGCCUGGAGGAUUUGAAGCAGAAUAUCUUAAACUGCCAAGUGGAUUCAAGCACCCAUACAAUGAUUCACAGAUACCAGAUAACAGAUGCAAGAAUCGAUUUACUGGUUACUACCCAUAUGACAAUAAUCGUGUGAAACUAUAUAUGUUGCCAAACGUCCCGUAUUCUGACUACAUCAACGCCAGUUUCGUCGAUGCAUAUAAGAAGCUAAAUUAUUUCAUUGCAUCUCAAGCUCCAAAUAGCGUGACUUUACCAGAUUUCUGGAGAAUGAUAUGGGAAAAGGACUGUGGACAAAUCAUCAUGUUGACAAACCUAGUGGAGGGUGGGAAGCAUAAAUGUGUGCCAUACUGGAAAGAUUCUGGGUCAAUGAAUGUUGGAUAUUUUGAUGUGGUGGUCACAGAAAUCACUGAACGAGCAGACUACACCAUCAGAAAGAUAAACGUCACCCAGAAGAAGUCUAAGAACUGCAAGACAUUUGACCAUUACCACUUCACAUCAUGGCCUGAUCAUGGGGUGCCUAAAGUGUUGGACUUACUGGAAUUCUUCUGGCUGACAAGAGAGACUCCCCCAUCCCAUCCUGGUCCUGUCCUGGUACACUGCAGUGCUGGAAUUGGAAGAACUGGGACGUACAUCGCUCUACAUAUCCUGACAGACGAGAUGAACAAAACUGGAAGAAUGAACAUACUGGGAAUGAUGACCAAGAUUAGAGAACAAAGGAAAAACAUGGUCCAGACAAUGAAUCAGUAUGAAUGCAUUUUCACGAGUAUGCUAGAGGUUGCAAAGUAUGGUCAGACACACAUGACCACGUCUAAGUAUGCACAGGAGUAUGCUGAACUGAAAGGAUCUUUGAACAUGGGUCACAAAACACUUGAUGAGCUUGGUCAGGUGAUUGCAUCUACAGAUACCUCUAAUAAAGGUGUCUCACGGAAGAAUCGACUUUGGGUUGAUGGAAAUAGUGAUCUAUUUGUUGUUAAAGCUCCAUCCACACUACUGAGUACAGGUUACCUGUUGGUUUACACUCCACAAAGAACUGAGAAUCUGCUAUGGAAACUGAUCAUGGAGAAUGAUUCACUGACUGUUGUCACCCUGGGCAACAAGAAUGAUGAUGCAUUCAUCCCACGUCCUGGCCAUUCUCUUACCUAUGGGAAUGUGACUGUGACGUCAGUGAACGAAACGGAUGUCUCGGGAGAGAUAACGCUAAGAAUGCUUAACGUUGAAAUAAAGGAUUCAGAUGAAAAGAAAGAAAUUGCAAACUUUUCUGUACAGUCAUCGAGCAACCCUUCUAACACUUCUACAGUGAUAAAUUGUCUAACAACACUGACAGAAAAACUUCUGGACAGACAGAACAAUCUUCAAUUCCACCCUAUCACGAUCGUCUUCGAUGAAUCUGACAGAAAGGAAGGUCUGUCAUUGUGUAUACUGAACAACAUCAUGUCUGCAGUUUCCCUUGACAAGCGAGUUGAGAUAUUUAACAACGUCAGAAGACUCCAGUCAGUUCUGCCAAGUGUUCGCUUAUCAGUGGAUGACUUCAAACUGUUCUGUGAUCUUCCUUUCACUCAGCUCGAAUCCACAGGAGUGUAUGCCAACAUGUGAACUGACACAUUACAAUGCUCACUUACGUCGGUGGUCAGCAGUGUCAUGUGCGAAGAACCUGUAACUGAUUAACACGGAGUUCAGUGAGAGCAAACUGUGUUGUGUAUAUAUAUCAUGAUGGUAGUGAGGGGAUUGUCCUAAUAAAACAGAAUGAACACAAAUGACACCAUGUAUAACCAGUCUAACAAAAAUAUGUAUAAAUGUAUUCAAUGGCCUCGGUGGCAUAGUAGUUGAUACAUCAGGACAAAAGACUGGUCACUGGGUUCCCACACAGAGCGAGUCCUAAAGGGACGUUCUUGAAUUAGGUGAUUGUUAAGAUGAUGUCAGUCAACAAAGACUUUUUAAUAACUGUAAUCACAUGUUAAAGGCAUACUGUCACGGAUUUAAGGACCUUAUUUCUCUAAAAAUGGAUAAUAAAUAAAAAUUACAUUAAUUGUUGGAAACCAAA
Gigantopelta aegis is the source of this 4063-nucleotide messenger RNA. RefSeq names its product receptor-type tyrosine-protein phosphatase mu-like. NCBI's taxonomy places the organism in Eukaryota, Metazoa, Mollusca, Gastropoda, Neomphalida, Peltospiridae. The record is from RefSeq and is a predicted model, not a curated record. The coding region runs from base 166 to 3615 and encodes 1149 amino acids. The transcript is spliced from 27 exons. Gene Ontology annotation, molecular function: protein tyrosine phosphatase activity. Gene Ontology annotation, biological process: protein dephosphorylation.